This is a messenger RNA of Liolophura sinensis, 964 nucleotides long. Its product is annotated as immediate early response 3-interacting protein 1-like. The record is from RefSeq and is a predicted model, not a curated record. Gene Ontology annotation, biological process: endoplasmic reticulum to Golgi vesicle-mediated transport. Lineage: Eukaryota; Metazoa; Mollusca; Polyplacophora; Chitonida; Chitonidae. The transcript is spliced from 3 exons. The coding region runs from base 12 to 254 and encodes 80 amino acids. Gene Ontology annotation, cellular component: COPII-coated ER to Golgi transport vesicle; Golgi membrane; endoplasmic reticulum membrane.
ACUUUGCCAACAUGGCGUUUUCUCUGUAUUCACUGAUCGAAGCGGCAAUCUUAUGUCUGAAUGCCGUAUGUGUGCUACACGAAGAAAGGUUUUUGGCGAAGGUUGGCUGGGGUUCUGACCAGAGAGGCUUUGGGGAGGAGCCUGGCAUUAAAACACAGAUACUUCAUCUAAUUAGGUCCAUUCGCACUGUUAUGAGAAUUCCACUUAUAGGAGUCAAUAUAUUUGUAAUAGCCUUCAAGUUAAUUCUUGGAUAGCACAACCUGAUGACUCUUGUAGAGGUGUGUCAUUACCUUGGAGAAGUUCUUCCUCGGCCUGAAAGGUGUGUGGCGAAAAGGGGGGAUAACCCAAAUCAGCAAUUAAAUGAAGGGAGAUAACUCAGAGCAGCAUCGGCAAAUAUGGUGGAAUAAUCUUGACUUAACUUGCUUGUCAUAGUAGCAAAACGGUGAGGUAUUUGAAUGACAUACCAAUGGAAGUGUUUAAGUCCUUCAUCAGUACUGUGUGGGACUGCUGUUGUUGUGUGCACACAUUUGAUGGAGUUAACAGCAUCUGAAGAUCACCCUCUCUUGGACUGACAUGGAAUCUUCCACAGAGGGGCUAAUUUUAACAGUGGAACCUCUGACAUAAACAUCAUGUUAUUCAGGCUUUGAAAUUCGGGGCUGGACUCCCUGAAUUUUAGUUUGCUGAAGUCUGCUGAAUGAACAAAGCAGCUGAAUAACGGCAAAGCAAUCUCACCUUUGUUUACCUUUCAUGACACAGUUUUAUCAGUCGUAGUAAUUUCACAGAUCAUUCUAUUAUUCUAAACAUUUUUAACUGACUGUCACCUUUGUUAUUGCCAUGACCCCAUGGACAAUGUUGUUAAGUGAUUUACAUGUUCAUGAUUGUGGAUGUAAAUUUGUACAUAACUCUUGAUUCACGAGGGUGUCUUUACAAUAUGGAGAUUAAUAAAAUAUCUGAUUGUCACAUA